GGGAAGAGGUGAGAUGGGCGGGAGCAGGGGCAGCGAGGCGGCGUGGCCGAGUUUUUAAAUACUAAUGAGGUUCCAACUCGACAGCGCGAGUCGGUGGACGGGGCUCCCAUGUGCAAUGCGCGGCGUCGCGGCCUGUUGGUUCCCGGCGUCAGUGGCGGUGGCGGGCUGCUGAGCCUCCAUGGAGCCCGGUGACCGAGCGAAGGACGAUUAAAGAGAGCGUCGGGUGGAGGAAAGGCUACGAGGAUGUCAAUUACUGUGAAAAGAUGAACCAGCGGCACGUUUUGUUUGUAUGUUUGAUUAUCUCAGUGUUAUACUGGUGCCCUCAUUGGCAUGUAGGUUGUACUGGGCAGCAGGAGAGUUCCUCAUCAGUAACACAUGUUGCACAAAAUGAGCACUUUGAAAAAAAGCCCAAGCAGGAUACAACUGAUGAAUCCACAGAUGUGAAACAUUCAGAUAUUGGCGGACAGCUAGAUCCCCUGCCAGAAGAGUACAAAAAAGCAAGCCAUCAGCAUGUGAAAUUUGAAAAAUCUGAUUUUCCUGAACCUGGAUUGGAGCCUUCUGUAGGACAAGUGGAACCACCUCGCAGCCUAGCUGCUAGUAUUGAUAACAUUUCCAGUCCAUCUACCUCAGAAAACACCUUCUCUCAGCAUAGUGCAAUAGAAAAUUCCAGUGAUGAUAUUCCCAUAAUAAGCUAUGGACAGUCAAAAGCUGACUGUGAAGCUGGAAGGGACAGUGAGGCUAUUCCACAUAGCAAGCCCCCAUCCUCUACCAGCGUGCCUGAAAGCCCUCAGGAAAAAUCUAAUGAUGGGGAAUCUUCAAAUGGCAAGGGAGAAGUACCUAAUUCCAGUUCUGAACCUGUUUUUCCUGAGAUUCCAAAGAGUGUGUCUGAAGCUGAUAAAGAGAAGCCAACAAUAGAAAAAAAAUCCAACAAAACUCAAGUUCUGCAAAAGGAAGACUUGGUAGAAAAUACUGAAGUUCCAAGAGGAGUAGAUGCUGGAGAUUCUUCGAUUGCAUCUAAAGAUCCAGGAGAUAUUCCCUCAUUUGAUGAAUGGAAAAAGAAAGUCAUGGAAGAAGAGAAGGAGAAAAGUCAGUCAUUGCAUACUUCUAGCAGUGGGCUUCAUUCUGGAAAAAAACUACAGAAAAACUUCAACAACUAUGCCUCUGUGGAAUGUGGAGCAAAAAUUCUGGCUGCUAACCCAGAAGCAAAGAGCAAUUCAGCAAUUCUGAUGGAAAAUAUGGACUUGUAUAUGUUAAAUCCAUGCAGUGCAAAAAUUUGGUUUGUAAUUGAGUUGUGUGAGCCCAUUCAAGUCAGGCAGCUUGAUGUUGCAAACUUCGAGUUAUUUUCAUCCUCGCCAAAGGAUUUUCUAGUUUCCAUCAGUGAUAGGUAUCCUACUAAUAAAUGGGUUAAACUCGGCACAUUCCAUGCUCUGGAUGAGAGAACAGUGCAGAGCUUUCCUUUAGAUGAGCAAAUGUAUGCCAAGUAUGUCAAGAUGUUCAUCAAAUACAUAAAGGUGGAGUUAGUUUCACACUUUGGAUCAGAGCACUUUUGUCCCCUUAGCCUUAUAAGGGUGUUUGGUACCAGCAUGGUGGAGGAAUAUGAGGAAAUUGCUGAUUCUCAGUACAAUACAGAGCGUGUAGAAUAUCUUGAUGAAGAUUAUGAUUAUCCAUUGGAUUAUGGUACUCAAGAAGAAAAAUCAUCGAAAAAUCUACUGGGUUCAGCCACGAAUGCUAUUUUGAACAUGGUAAACAUAGCUGCCAAUAUGCUUGGGGCCAAGAAGGGAGGAGAGGACAUUACUGAAUCAGAAGUUAAUGAAAGUAUAAGAUCUGAGAAUGAAACCUCAAAAAUGAAUAUUUCUGAUCCUGUGAUUAGCAUCAGCCCUACCUCUUUAAUGCCUGAGUUGGACUUAGUUACAUCUAUAAUUGAGGAAGAACCAGAGCAAAAAUCUUCUGACUUGAGUUUGCAAAAGAAAGAUUUAAUUGUGCAACUGGUACCUGAAGAUGAGGAGGAAUUAGGGAAUCAGCUGUCCACAGUCACUCUUCUCAAACCUGAAGAUGACUAUGAUGUAGUCAGUUGGUAUGAAGCUGAAACUCAGAUAUAUUGCAGUGAACUGCCAAGGAUUUCCUGCAUUGCAAGUUUUGUGGAAUACAUUUAUAGAUGGUGUUCUAUUAUUGCAGACCUUCAGAGGCCACGCAGUGUAACACUGAAAGUCGAAUCAGUUUCAAAUGUUUACCAGUUUCUGUCUGGACAGGAGGGAACAGUUCUGGUAAAUGCAACUAAGGAAAUGAGAGAGGAUGAAAUGGACAGCGUGCCUGCUGAAAUUGUGUCUAAAAUUUCCAGUGAAAGUCAGUCCAGUACGUACUUGUCUGACAACUUUGUUAAUCAGACUGACUCAGAACUGGAACCCAGUCAUCCUCCACUUGCUUAUUCUCCUGAAGUCAGUACGCUUGAUACAAAGUAUGAUGUGAAAUGUACUGCCAUACUUCAAAGUUCUGUUGAUGCUGCUGACAAAAUGGCUGAUCAGCUCAACCUCCAUCCAGAGCCUGGUGUACCUAUUUUGGAUCAAAGUACAGAAACUAAACUGGAGACCGUGCAUAUGGAAGCAGCUGAAGAACUGGAGGAAACUACACUAGCUUUAGAAACUGAUGCUGCUCAUGACCCAGAUGUGGGUAUUUCAGUAAAUGGGUCCAUGGAUGAAAAUAAAAGUACUAUUCAAACAUCAAUAAUACCUACAGAACCCUUCCGAACAGCUGGUGGUGUGGAUGAGUAUCCAGUGACUGAAAUUCAGAGUGAAGGUACUGGUACAAAAGUGGCUGUGGCAGAUAAGGGAGAAUCUUUGUUACCAUCAGGUUCAGAUGUGCCCGUUUCAUCAGCAGCAGAAACAAAAGAUGAAUAUCAAGCUGCAGAGGAAAUCCUCUUGUCUGUUCCAUCCUCAAAUGGACUAAAUCGAACAGUUACUGAUUUCUAUGCAGAACUGCACAAUGUUACUGAUCUAGGAUACACUAAUGGGAACCAGGUGCAUGGAUCCAACCAAAAGGAGUCUGUGUUCAUGAGACUCAACAACCGCAUCAAGGCACUAGAAAUGAAUAUGUCCCUGAGUAGCCGGUAUCUGGAAGAACUGAGUCAACGGUAUCGGAAACAAAUGGAAGAAAUGCAGAAAGCAUUUAACAAGACAAUAAUUAAACUACAGAACACUUCAAGAAUAGCAGAGGAAAAGGACCAACGACAAACCGAAACAAUUGGUUUGCUCCAGGGUCAGCUUGCAAACCUCACUGAAUUGGUGGGAAAUCUAACAGAAACAGUGAAAAGGCUGGACCGUGAGGUUUCUGACCGUCAGAGCUACCUGGUAAUUUCCUUGGCUCUUUGUGUAACUCUGGCUGCACUGUUAUGUGUGCAGCGAUGCUGGAAAAAUCCAAUAUCGAGGAAUGUUCACUCGCCUUCGGUUCCCAAAAGUCCAAAAAGAUGUUUUUCUUCCUAUGAUGAUAUGAAUCUUCUCAGAAGAACAUCAUUUCCCCUUGUUCGUUCAAAAUCUUUUCAUCUGCCUGCAUCUGAAGUGGGGCCAGAUGACUUGUACAUUGUAGAACCACUAAAAUUUUUACAGGAUAAUAAAAAGAAAAAGCGCUGCAGAACAAAAAUUGAGAAAGUUGAAACCGUAAAACCAACAGAGUCUGUCAUCCCAAUAGUUAAUGGAGGAAUAAAACCUUGCAAAGCUCCUUCAAAUCCAAGUGACUUUUCGAACACUGGUGUUGUCUAUAGUUCUUCACUCAAAGAUCCCCCAUCUGAAGGGGGUUCAGAGACCUCAUCCCAAUCGGAGGAGUCCUACUUUUGUGGCAUCACAGCAUGCACGAGCCUUUGCAAUGGACAAACACAAAAGGCUAAAAAUGACAAACGGUCUUUGAAAAAGAAAAAGUCAAAGGUUACAGAUCAAACGAAGUUCAUUAGCAACUUGAUGCAAACUAAAUCAGGAUCAUUGCCAAGUUUGCAUGACAUAAUAAAAGGAAAUAAGGACAUUACAGUUGGGGCAUUCGGUGUCACAACAGUUUCGGGCCAUGUGUGAUUGAAAUAUAUUGACUUUGAAUUGGAGAACACUCUUCCUCAUUUAUGGUUUACGAGGCACUUUUGACCUUGCAACACCUGAACUUUGAAAUAAUCUGCUGGUGUGAGUCUGUCUUCAGGGUCUAUUUGAAGCAGAAGUGAUUUGUACUUUAAUGGAGAGCAUCUUUCUACAAGUCAACUCCAUGUGAAUUUUGAAGAAGGCAUAUAAGACAUAGAAGAAGAAUCUCCCAAAUCUUUCAAGAGGAUACACAGUGCAAUUAAUUGGAUUAAGAAUCAUAAUUAACUGGGUACAGAUGGAACAGGGAUUAAUGCACAAUUUCUGCAUUGAGCUGUAUUCCUCCUACUUGCACCUUUCCAUAUUUGUGCCUUUUGUAUAUUUAUAAUGUAGCUGAAAACUGGAGAUGUUUCAUCUCCAAUUUAUGUACUUUGUGUUCAUCUUUUUUCCUUUCAAUUGUAUGGGAUUUGAUACUGUAACACUAGAGUUCGAUAGGUGAUCUACACAUCAGAUGAGUUUUGGCUCCAAAGAAACUAAAUAUGAUAUGUUUGGGAGGGAAGGGGAGGUGGUCCUUUUGAAAUCCUGUUUUAAUUUUACAAUUCAACUUUAAAUUCAGACCAAUGCACAUGAGUCAAAAUUUCUAAAUUGACUAGAGUGCAGAUUUGUAUGCUUCUCACCUGGUACUUUCACAUUGUGGUACAGUGUUUUAAUUUCUGAGGCAUGUAUUAGAAAGUUAAUGUAUGAAAAUGAGCUCUUUUUUUGGAAUGUAUAUAUUUGAGUGUGUUCAAGAAGAGCAUUCCUUAAUGGCAUAACAUCUGAUGUCAAAUCAUUAACUUGCAGUUCAAUGUGCACUUUUACUUUUUAUUCCAAUGCUUUUUUUUUGCUGAGUUGAAGUUUGUCUUAGUUUGUAAUGUAACUAAUUUAAUGUUUUAAUUUUCUUCCACCCUUUUGCCUCCUCAGAAAAGGGUCUGACUCUGGUACACUAGUACCCUGCUGAUCUGCGGAUUAGCCAGUCACAGAACUUAAGGACAGUUUGUUGUGGGCCUCUGUGAAAGGGUCCAAAUUUAAGCAACUUAUUUAUAUGUUUUUAAACUUGUAUGAGUGCUAUGCACAACACUGUGGAACACAAGGAUAAUGUGACUGCAGAGCUGUAGUGCCAUUAGAAAACUGUGAAUUUCUAAAUAAAAUGGAUCACUUUACUGUC
Molecule: messenger RNA, 5253 nt
Organism: Hypanus sabinus (Atlantic stingray)
Lineage: Eukaryota; Metazoa; Chordata; Chondrichthyes; Myliobatiformes; Dasyatidae
Gene: suco
Product: SUN domain containing ossification factor
Exons: 24
Coding region: 264-4055 (1263 amino acids)
Biological process (GO): protein folding in endoplasmic reticulum; regulation of bone remodeling
Cellular component (GO): cytoplasm; membrane
Source: RefSeq, a predicted model, not a curated record